AUGCCAACGCCCAGGAUCCUCAUCUCCGGCUCGGGCAUUGCCGGUAGCACCUUUGCCUACUGGGCCCUACGUGCAUUCCCGACCGCAUCCAUCACAAUGGUCGAGCGCUGCCCAACCUUCCGCCUAACCGGUUCUAGUGUCGACCUCCGCAGUUCAGCAAUCGAAAUCUGUAAACGCAUGAACAUGUUAGACACGGUCAAAGCCCACACGACUACUGAAAAGGGUGUGCGGUUCGUGAACUCCGACGGCAGCAUAGUGGCCACGCUCGGUGCAUCAGGUCGCUCCGACAUUCAGGGUAUCACGUCCGAGUAUGAAAUCUUUCGCAGCGAUUUGGCGAGGAUUCUUCUCGAGCCAUCAAGGGACAAGAUUAACAUACUCUUCGACGAAUAUGUUGACAAGUACGACAACGAGGAGGACGGGGUCAAGGUAACGUUUGCAAAGAGCAAGAGAGUCGACAAAUUCGACCUUCUCGUAGCUGCAGACGGUAUCGGCUCCCGGAUUAGAGGGCAGAUGCUCAAUUCCAAUCCACGCGACCAAGUCCACGACGAAGGAGUGCACGUUGCAUACUUCACGCAAAAGAAAGACUUGCUCGGCGGUUCAAAGUUCGCAGAAGGAUACAGCGCCCCGGGAGGACGAGUAAUCAUGAUCCGCCCGGACCCGCAUCCAGAAGGGCGAAGCAAGGUUAUUCUCAUGAACGUCACAAAAAAGAACGAUGUCGCCGCCAAGAAGCGAUUGAACGAUGCCGUCGACGCAGGGAACGAGGCAUACAUGACACUCCUCGAAGACACUUUCGCCAAUAUGGGCUACAAGGACGCGGAAGUGCUCAAAGGAAUGCGCGAGAGUGACGAUUUCUACUGCUCGCUGUUUGCCCAAGUCCGCUCGCCGAAAUUGAUCGACCAGUCCGGGCGGGUAGUCCUCCUCGGCGAUUCUGGUUACGCGACGCCCGGGAUAGGAACCAGUCUGGCGAUGAUAGGCGCAUAUGUCCUUGCUGGAGAGUUGCUGUCUUCGACAAGUGGCACGUCGAUCAACAUCCCCGCCGCAACCAGCAGAUAUCAGGACUUGAUGGUGCCAUUUGUCAAGGGCCAUCAAGGUGACGAUAAUGCAAUGCAGUUAAUGAAUCCGCAGUCCAGCUGGGGGAUCAAGUUGAGAGACGUAGCUCUAAGAGUAGUGACAGGACUCUGGCUAGAUCGCCUGGCUAUGAUUGCUGCUGCCAAGCUAGGCUACACAGACAAGAUGCUCAGCAUGCCAGAGUAUGCAUGGCCAGAAUCUGUCUGA
This is a messenger RNA of Pyricularia pennisetigena, 1275 nucleotides long. RefSeq lists its product as uncharacterized. The coding region runs from base 1 to 1275 and encodes 424 amino acids. NCBI's taxonomy places the organism in Eukaryota, Fungi, Ascomycota, Sordariomycetes, Magnaporthales, Pyriculariaceae. The record is from RefSeq and is a predicted model, not a curated record. The transcript has a single exon.